Messenger RNA from Brachypodium distachyon (stiff brome), 966 nucleotides. RefSeq names its product copper transporter 6. Bases 320 to 823 code for a protein of 167 amino acids. NCBI's taxonomy places the organism in Eukaryota, Viridiplantae, Streptophyta, Magnoliopsida, Poales, Poaceae. Gene Ontology annotation, biological process: intracellular copper ion homeostasis; copper ion transmembrane transport. The record is from RefSeq and is a predicted model, not a curated record. Gene Ontology annotation, molecular function: copper ion transmembrane transporter activity. Gene Ontology annotation, cellular component: plasma membrane. The transcript has a single exon.
AUGGCGUACUUACAAAAGAAAAGAAAAGUCUCGAUCGAGCCCGCGCGGCAGAGCAAGCGACAACCAACCGCGCGCGAGUGCGCGACGCAGCGAGGAUCCCUGGUCCCCGCCCACCUCGGUUGUUCAGUGCAGUCACGAGACGGACGCUCAAAGCUGGCUUCCCUGCCCUGCUCACUCACGAUUCUCCUGAUUUUAGUUAAGUUUCUCCGCGCCCGCCGGUCACACUAUAUCGCGCUGCUUCGCACAUCCGUUCCCCUCUCCUCGCUCCUGAGACCAGAGUUGCGCUGCUUCCAUACAGGAUAGCUCAACAUCCAGUGAGAUGAGGGGCAUGGAGGGGAUGGCGAUGGCGCCGCCGCGGGCGCCGGCGACGCAGCACAAGAUGGCGACGAUGAUGCACAUGAGCUUCUUCUGGGGAGACCGCGCGGUGGUCCUCUUCCCGGGCUGGCCGGGGGACCGCGGCGCCGGGGCGUACGUCCUCUGCCUCCUCUUCGUGCUCGCGCUCGCCGCGCUCACCGAGGCGCUCGCCCUGCUCUCGCGCCGCCUCGCGCGACGCGGCGGCGUCGGGGAACCCACGGCCUCUGCGUCUGCAGCGCUGCUGCUGGCGGCCGUGCACGGCGGCAGGAUGGGGCUGGCCUAUCUCGUGAUGCUGGCGGUCAUGUCGUUCAACGUCGGCGUGCUCCUCGCGGCCGUGGCCGGCCACGGACUCGGGUUCCUCCUCGCGCGGAGUAAGGUGCGCACCGGCGCGGCGCGGGGGAACGGGAACGGGAACGGCGCGUCACCUGAGCUCUGUGGCGUCCCGCAGUCGAACGGAUCCAAGCCGUAGCUUAGCUACUCGCAUCUCAGUUUAAAAUUCUGAUGUAAUCUGCAUCUACUGCUACUAACAGUCAUCACUACGGAGUAUAUGUCUGAUCCAAUGUCAAUGUGUACUUGUACGUUCUGGUAUUCCUAAAUCUUGAUCUUGCUAAA